Molecule: messenger RNA, 1878 nt
Organism: Rotaria sp. Silwood2
Lineage: Eukaryota; Metazoa; Rotifera; Eurotatoria; Philodinida; Philodinidae
Source: the annotation of a GenBank genome assembly
AUGAGUGGUACUGCUAAUCGUAUACAAGCCGAAGGUGUUAUUAAAAAUAUUAUUCGAGAAAUUGUUCAAGAAUGUGCAUCUCGUGGCGAAGGUGUAUCUGAAACAUUAGUAGCAUUCAUUGUUAAAGCAGUUGUACUUGAACCACAAAAUGAUUUUCAAGUAGAUCGUGUUUUAGCAUCCGAUGAUGUUAAACGUCUUAUUGAUUUAUGUGUUAGACGUUUACUUGAUAAUAAAUCAUCAUCACUUGAUACAAUUAAAAUGCAAGUUUAUUUUGAUAUGAAUUAUACAACACGUGAUGAAUUUUUAACUGAACAUCGACGUGUACUUGAAACUCGUCUUCAGCCAAUUUUACGUGAAAUAACCGAUAAUCGAGCAUCAUCGAAAGAUGAACUUGAAUCACUUUAUCGAAAAAUUGUUUCAAGUGUAUUACUUCGAUCUGGACUUGGUUCACCAACAGAUAUAUCUGUUGUACGUGAAGCAACAGCUGCCUUACAAAGUGUUUUUCCACAAACAGAAUUAGGUAAUUUUCUUAGUUUAUCAAAACGAGAUAAAGAUCGACAAUUAAUUGAAUUAACACAAAUUGUUACUGGUAUUCGUUUAUUUAAUAAAGAAUGUGGAAAAGGUGGUGAAGGCAUUGAUAAUUUACCUGCUAUAUUAAAUGAAGCUAUACCAGCAACAUUAAAAGAAAUUCAACAACAAACAGAUGAUGCUAUUGAUUCAAGUGAAAAAUUUAUUGCUGUAUUAGAUACAAUGACAACAUUAUCACAAAAACAAUUAAGUAAAGAUGCAACUAAACAUAAAGUUCAAGAAUCCAUGAUUAAUUCACGACAACUUGAACUUUAUCUUAAUAUACUUUCAAAUGAUGUACGACAAAGUGCACAUGAAGUUGAAGAAUUAUUAUCACAAUUUAAAGCACGUUUAGACCAACUUAAAACAACAAUACAAAAUAAAACAGCAGUACCUACUGCUCAAGUUUAUCCUCAAUUUAUGCAUUUGGCUACAAUAUGGUUUGGUUUUCAAGAUGAAAUGGUUUUACUUAGUGUACUUUCAAAUAUUUUAUAUAGUCUUGAACCGUAUACACUUAAUUCUAAAGAAUUAUUAGCUGAUGAAGCUAUAAGAAAAUGUUUAAUGAAAGUAUCAAUUGUAACCGAUAAACAACGUUUACAAACUAAUAAUGGUGGUGUUGUUGUACAACCAGAAGAACGAAAUGCUGAAGGAAUUUGGUAUUAUCAGGAUACAACAAAAAAUUUUGAUAAAUUACCAUUAAUGUAUAAAGCCUUAAAUGAUUUCAAAUUAAUACAUGGUGAUACACGUAUUGGUAUUGUUCAAAUAAAUGAUCGUUAUUAUUCAUUUAGUGAACCAAAAGAAGCUGUAUUAUUUUGUCGAAAAUCUUCAACAUUUAUUGAAUCCAUAGCAAAUAAUGCUAAAUUAAAUCCUGAACUUAUUCAAUUACUUGAUUUACAUACACAAUUUUCCAAUGUUGCAUCAUAUGGUGAUUUAGCACAAGUUUCAUCUAAACCACAAAUGAAAGCUGAUUUUGGUACACAAACUGAUACACAUUUUUAUGAAAAAAAUAUUGUUAAAAAUUAUGAAUGGAAUGAAUGGGAAUUAAGACGUAAAGCAUUAAAAUUAGCUAAUUUACGAAGACGUUUAACAAAAUCUGUACAAACUAAUAUAAGUAAUUUUCGACGAGAAAAUUCUACACAAGUUUAUUUACCAAAAGAUCAAUUUAUUCAAACAAAACGUGAUAAUUAUUCGAAUGUACCACAACCAAAAGUUUAUUUAAGUGGUAUUCGUGGACAUCAACGACAUGAUGAUGGACAAUUUUUACCGGCAAAUGUUAAAAAAAUAGAUUUGACAGUUGAUAUUGAUGAAUAA